Molecule: messenger RNA, 1384 nt
Organism: Hibiscus syriacus
Lineage: Eukaryota; Viridiplantae; Streptophyta; Magnoliopsida; Malvales; Malvaceae
Product: putative E3 ubiquitin-protein ligase LIN
Exons: 3
Coding region: 128-1321 (397 amino acids)
Source: RefSeq, a predicted model, not a curated record
UUUCUUUCUUCUAUGGCUGUCCUUUCGUUAUCUUCUUUUCUUUUUUUGGUCUGUCAGUGGAGCUUUGUAGAUUGAUCUCCAUUAACCUUUGCUUCUUCAAGAAUAAGCUUAGAACAUCUUUCAAAAAAUGGAUUCCUCUUUGCAAAAACUGCUUAAAGAAGAAGGGUUUGAGAGAGGGAAGAAAAUCAGGCUUAAAAAUCGAAGCGGUGCAAACCCAGAUGAGUCUAUAGCACUGCCUAUAUACAUCUGCCAUGAUAGGAAAAGCUUGGAAAGUUCGAAGCACAAGGCCAAGGAUACCAUUACCCGAAACGAGACCUCGGUGUUUUCGUCUAGAAGGGUAUCGAAUUCGGAUAGACCGAAACCCAAGCCAUUGAUAAACGAUGGUGGUAGUGGUGCUCCAAGGAGAGAUGAGCCUGCAAUCGAUGAAGUCGCCAUUAGAGCAGUGAUAUCAAUUCUCGGUGGCUACACCGGUAGGUACAUUAAAGACGAGAGUUUCCGGGAACUGAUCAAAGAAAAAUACAACUCUUGCUUAGCAAGGAGAAAAACCGGCUCCGAUGAUGAGAUUUUUGAGAAUCUGAAACUUGGUAUUGAGAGCAUCGACGACUUGGUACAAAAUCCGUGUAACAAAAAGGAACUUAGAGUGAAAUCGUUGAGGAAUUCGAUUGAGCUUUUGAGCAUUGUUUCUUCCUUGAAUUCUAAGAAAUCGAGGAAUGGUUCAACUGGCGGUGUUCCCAAUUCUCAUCUCUCUGCAUGUGCUCAGCUGUACUUAUCUAUAGUUUACAAGCUGGAGAAGAAUCAUAGGAUUUCCUCCAGGCAUUUGCUUCAAGUUUUUGUUGAUUCGGCUUUCCUAGCGAGAACCCACCUGCUUCCUGAUCUAUGGGAGCAUUUGUUCCUUCCCCAUCUUCUUCACCUUAAGGUUUGGUACCACAAAGAACUUGAACUUCUCUCUAACUUUGAUCAUGACGAGAAAGAGAAGAGAAUGAAGGCCUUAUGUAAGCUCUACAAUGACCAAAUGGACAUGGGAACAGCCAAGUUCGCUAUGUACUAUAAGGAGUGGCUUAAAUUUGGGGCUUUAGCCCCAGCUGUUCCUCCGGUGCCUUUGCCACCAAAUCCCUGUUCCGGAUCAUCAAGAAGGCGAUCAUCUGAUUCUUUUGUUUCACGUUCUUCAAUCAACAAAACUUGUAUCGAACUGUGUUUGGCACGACACAUGAGUUGGAAUCAAAGGUCAGAGCAUCAAUCGACAUAUGUCACCUUGAGGCAGAAGAAAAUGAAUGCACCGAUGAAGAAGACUACAAUGGUUGCAAUUAUGUUCAUAACUUGACGAAGACACGUAGAAGUUCAUCAAGCCAGAUUCCUCGAACUCCGAAAACUGAAGUAUGGCCAG